Molecule: messenger RNA, 1905 nt
Organism: Cyphellophora europaea CBS 101466
Lineage: Eukaryota; Fungi; Ascomycota; Eurotiomycetes; Chaetothyriales; Cyphellophoraceae
Exons: 4
Coding region: 1-1905 (634 amino acids)
Molecular function (GO): long-chain fatty acid transmembrane transporter activity; long-chain fatty acid-CoA ligase activity
Source: RefSeq, a predicted model, not a curated record
AUGGCUCUCCCUAUAGCGGCAGCCUUGGCGGGCGGUACUGCAGUGGCUGCGUACCUAGACGCAAAGCUCCAUCUUCGCCAUGAUAUACGCAAUGGGAGUGUUUCGACAGCCACGGCUAAAGCUAUGGAUUUCGUGGCCGAGAAGAUGGCCCAGGACAAGAUGCUUGUCUACCACAUAUUCGAGGACCGGUCCAAGACACCCGAAGGUGACAAUAUGUUCCUCGAAUUCGAGGACCGGAAGUGGACCUACCGCGACUUCUACCAUGCGGUCACCCCAAUCGGCAACUGGCUGCUCAACGACCUCGGUAUCCAAGCAGGCGAGAUUGUGGCUCUAGACGGCGGCAACUCGCCCGAGUAUCUCAUGCUAUGGCUCGCGCUCGAGGCUAUCGGCGCUGCUCCAGCAUUUAUCAAUUGCAACCUGACCGCCGCUCCUUUGAUUCACAGCGUCAAGCUUUGUGACAGCAGAUACCUCAUAACCGAGACUACACAACGUCCUCUGACACAGCCGUGUGAGAACGCCCUAGCCACUGACGGCAUAGAAACGCUGUACUACGACACCGACUUCUUCAAAACCCUCACGGACACCACACCACUCCCAGAAUCCCGGCGGAAGAACAUCGACCCUCAAGCGCUUUCUUGCCUUAUCUACACCUCCGGAACUACCGGCAUGCCCAAGGGCACCAUCCUCAACCGCGCCAAAGAGAUCAAUCUCACGAGGGCGAUGGUUGAUUACCUAGGGCUUCGGCCUGGUAGCCGGAUGUACACCUGCCUUCCUCUGUACCACGGUGCAGCUCAUGGCCUUUGCGUUUGCCCAAUAAUUGGUGGUGGUGGCACAGUAAUCCUCUCCCGCAAGUUCAGCCACAAGACUUUCUGGCCUGAGGUGCGGGCGUCAAAAGCCAACAUCCUCCAGUAUGUCGGUGAGCUGUGCCGAUAUUUGAUCAACGCGCCGCCUUCUCCGCUGGACCGUGAUCAUUGUGUGGAGAUGGCGUGGGGUAACGGCAUGAGACCAGACGUGUGGGAGGUCUUUCGAGAGCGCUUUGGCAUCCAAACCAUCAAUGAGCUUUAUGCCGCGACCGACGGACUGGGCAGCAGCUUCAAUGCCAACCGUGGCCCCUUCUCCAGGAACGCCAUUGGAGUCAGAGGCUGGUUAUGGCAUUACCGCAACGGCCAGAACGAGAAACGAGUCUAUAUCGAUCCUGACAGUCAAGAGAUUCUCAAGAAUGAGCAGGGAUUUGCGACGGAGUGCAAGACCGGUGAUGCAGGGGAGGUAUUGCACAAGAUGGACCCCAAUGCGGCGAUAUCCCCAUUCAGCGGCUACUACAAGAACAAAGCUGCCGGCGACAAGCGAAUCAUUCGGGACGUGUUCCAAAAAGGCGACAUGUGGUUCCGGAGUGGCGACAUGAUGCGGCUUGACUCGAACGGAGUACUGUAUUUCUCGGACCGUCUCGGCGACACUUUCCGGUGGCACAGCGAGAAUGUCUCCACCUCCGAAGUUGCCGACGUGGUCGGCCUCCACCCUUCUAUCGCCGAGAGCAAUGUCUACGGCGUGCUAGUCCCUCACAGUGACGGUCGGGCUGGCUGUGCUGCCGUCGUGCUCACCGAAGACACGACUGUGGAGAAGAUGGACUGGAAGGGCCUAGCGGAGUGGUGUCUCUCUAGAAUGCCACGAUACGCAGUUCCGAUCUGGAUCAGGGUUUCGCAGAGCCUGGAAUACACAGGAACCAUGAAACUGCAGAAGGGUAGACUGAGAGGGGAGGGUGUUGAUCCGGAUGCCAUUCGAAAGGCUGCAGAAGCGAAAGGUGAGGCACCAGACAAAUUGUUCUGGCUGCCGCCUGGGGAACGGGCAUACGUGCCGUUUGGUGAGAAGGAGUGGCAGGAAGUGAAGGGCGGAAGGGUGCGGCUUUAG